Cyprinus carpio (common carp) is the source of this 5615-nucleotide messenger RNA. RefSeq names its product leucine-rich repeat and transmembrane domain-containing protein 2-like. The record is from RefSeq and is a predicted model, not a curated record. Gene Ontology annotation, cellular component: plasma membrane. The transcript has 6 exons. Bases 569 to 1684 code for a protein of 371 amino acids. NCBI's taxonomy places the organism in Eukaryota, Metazoa, Chordata, Actinopteri, Cypriniformes, Cyprinidae. Gene Ontology annotation, molecular function: protein binding.
CAUUUUCAAAUAAGUGAUUUCAGAACACUUCGAGUGGAAUGAAGAAAUCCAUUCUGUCGCUCCGUUCCAUUCAUACACGGUGCUCCAGGCCGGAUUUUAGUAUGUGCGUUGCUGCUUGGAUACACGCAAAACUUGACCGUUUGGCUUCUUUUAAACCAUUUCCAACUAACUGACGAAUUUUUGCCUGAAAACACUAGCAAUAUCACACACAGUGAUGGAGACAGCACUUAAAGUGUUGGCUGUGAAACGUCAAGAUGAAGGAGGGUUACAGAAUUACAGACAUAAGAGGGCAGGUGAUGAAGAUGAAGAAGGAAGACACAGGAACCCCCAUACAAACAGGUAACAUGAUGUCAGCGCAGCCCCUACCGACACCUUGAAGACUCACCACCAAAAUAUGGAAUCAUCCAUGUACACACCCACAUACGUACUUGAUUACAUUCAGAGCUUCUGAUAAGGAGAGAAAUGGCAUGUCUCGUCACUGGCCCCAUAUCGCUGCCUGUGGAGGCUGGCAUCAGGGCCAGCUGAUGCCACAGCAGAUCUGAGGCAGCUGCAGUUGAGAAGCGCAGACAUGCAACUCAGCACUGCACCUACAGUGGCUCGCAGGAGGAGAGGAAAUCCGGACAGCCAAGGUCUGCUAAGUGUGCUGAGUGUGUGUGCUACGUUACUGCAGUUAUGCGCUGGCUGUCCUUCAGAGUGUGUGUGUAACUCACUGGAAGCUAACUGCAGUGGGCGGAGUCUAGUAUCUGUGCCCGCUCUCACUUCUCUCCCGGAGGGCACACAUACCCUCCUUCUGGCCAAUAACCGCCUCUCCUCCCUUCCCGUCUCUGCCUUCGCCAACCUAAGCACCCUGGAGACACUCGACUUGUCUAAUAACUAUCUGGACAACCUGCCUUCCAGACUGUUCCGUGAGCUGAGUAACCUGAACGAUUUGAGUUUGCGUAACAACAGCCUGACGGUUUUGGAUCGCGAGUUAUUUCGCGGCCUGACCCAGCUGAGGAGACUGGAUCUGUCUCUGAACGGCUUGGCCGCUGUGCCGCUGGGCCUGCUAGAUGAGCUGCAAGGGCUGACCUGGCUCUCCUUGGCUGGGAACAGACUUCACGCCCUGGAGAGAGCCACAUUUGAGCCUCUGGUCAACCUUCAGCACCUGGAGCUGGGCAUGAACCCCUGGGAGUGUGACUGCAACCUGAGAGACUUCAAACACUGGAUGGAGUGGCUGAUAUAUCGAGGCGGUAAUGUCGAUGCCGUUGAGUGUACACUUCCGAAGGACUUAAGGGGUCGUGACAUCAGGGGCGUUCCUGUGGAGAUGUUCAACUACUGUCUGCAAUUGGAGGAUGAGAAUGGGGGCGGGGCUGGGAGCACAAAGGGUGGAUCUCCACCAUGUUUUCGAGGGACAGCCACUCCGUCGUCUGAAGGUGCAGUGGUGCGUACGGAGGCGGAGCUACCAGACUGUGUAAAGCAUCGUUAUCGGCCAGUCAGUGUUCGCAGGGCGAUUGGUACAGUAGUGAUCGCUGGUGUGGUCUGUGGGAUCGUGUGUAUUAUGAUGGUAGCUGCCGCAGCAUAUGGCUGCAUUUAUGCCUCUCUAAUGGCAAAAUACCAGCGAGAGCUAAAGAAGAGGCAGCCUUUGAUGGGUGACGCAGAGGCAGAAGCUGACCAGGAGGAGAAACAGAUCUCAUCAGUUGCAUAGGGGAAUGGGGGAGAGGGGUCAGAGUUCAGAGGUCAGCCACAAAUAUAAAGAACCCUUUACUGGUUGAGCUGCACAUUUGAUGAUCAAUUAGCUGACCAGCGGAGGAUUCAUCAUCCCUGUUUCCUGUCUCUCUGUCCUUCCUGAGACCCUCUCUGACUCUCAGACUUAACACUUUACUCAAACUUUGGCCUAUGACCUUUGACCUAUUUGCCCCAGGACAAGAGGGACCACUCAGCACUUUAGAACUCCCCCACCCUCCUCCAAUGUUGAGAGGAUCUCAGCAGAGGAGGUGUGGAUGCAGCUGUUCACAGUUCUGAACCCUGAUGUUUCUAGAGGAUCAUGUGCUGGCAUUAGCAUUAGCCUCUGUAGCAGCCUAACCAACAACCCAAAACUCCAAAUCAUAACUCUAAUCCCAACCUCUCAAAACUAAUCCAAGCCCCCAACUCUAACCCUAAGCCUUUCAUGCUAACCCCAACCAUAACCAUCACCUCUGACACGGUCUACACUGGGUCGCACAUGCAAAUGGCACAUCACAUCAAAAGCCAAUAAUCAAUACUGUCUACUAGGGAUCUGCCCGAAUAGCGAAUCCAUAUUCGGAAAGGCAGGGUAAAUGAAUAAUGCGUUCUACGGAGCCACUAAAGCAGUGGUGUCCAAACUCGGUCCUGGAGGGCUGGUGUCCUGCAGAGUUUAGCUCCAACUUGCCUCAACACAGCUGUCUGGAAGUUUACAUUAUGUUAGUAAGAGCUUGAUUAGGUGUGUUUAAUUAGGGUUGGAGCUAAACUCUACAGGACACCGGCCCUCUAGGACUGAGUUUGGACACUUGCUAGUGGUUGCCUUUUACAUAACAGUACAUAAAAUUUUACUUGCCACAUAAACAGAGAGAGGUAAGGAGAGAUGACUGAUAGGAUGAUGGCGAAUUAUUUGCACAUCCUGAGCACCACUGACAAACACCUAAUAUUGUGAAAUCUUGUGAUCUUGUGCCGCUCCGUAGUAGAGUAGGCUAUGUGUAAACGCGAAUCUCGAAAGUGAAAGUAAAAUGCAAACGUGCAUUCAUAAGUGAUCUCUAUGUCCUCCAUAUUAAUAACAUCUCACUGAUGCCCGCAAUUUAUACCCAGGAUAAUUACCCAACAAUAUAAUUGUGAGAGAAAGCAUUGAAAUAUAUUUUUCUCGUAUAUCUCAUGUUUAUUCCCUUUAGGGGUGCCGUAGUACAUGUAUUCGGAUUUGGGCACAUCCCUACUGUCUACAAUGGAUACAUUCUGAUGCAUUGAACCUUAAAUUGAUGCCCCAAUUUCUGACAUACUACAUGGGCUUGUUCUACUUCUGACAAAAGGGCAAAUUGAUGUGCUUGGUGUAGACAUGGUGUAAUCCAGUACUUUCAACUAUACUACCAAGCCUAACCUAAAACUUCCAGUUCUACUCCCAAACCUUAACCCUAAACAUACAACACAAAUCCCUACCCUUACCAAAAACCUCCAUCCUUAAUCUAAAUCCCUAAUCCCAAACCUCCAACAGUAACCCCUACCCUUACCAUAAACCUCCAUCACAAAUCCUAACCCCCAACUCGAACCCUAAGCCUCAAACACUAAUCUAAACCUCCAACACAAAUCCCUACCCUUACCAAAAGCCUCCAUCACUAAUCUGAACCCACAACCAUAAACCACCAAAGGGAAUCUCUACCCCUACCAUAAAUCUCAAUCACUAAUAUGAACCCACAACUCUAAACCUCCAUCCAUAAUCCAAAUAUUCAACUCUUACCCUAAACCUUCAACUCUACUCCCAACCCAAACAUUAAACCCCCAAUACCAACUCUAACCUCCAGCACUCACCUCCAACCUUAAUUGUAACCCUUAACCCUAACCCAGUGUGAACGGAACAUCAUAACCCCCACAUAUCAUAUUUGAAAUAUUCCCACCUUAUUUAUCAGUUAUAAUAUAUUCUAUACAAUGUGAUGUGACCCCAGUUUUAUGUUUUUAAGUGUAAGGUUUGUCCUUUCUAUUGUGUGAUGAUAAUUUGUCUUGAUAACAUUGUUUUGUUUGUUUACUGUUUCUCCAUGUUCAUCUCUAGAGGUCAGAUGUGUUUUUAUAAGCCUAGAAGAAUCCAGCCCUGGUGUCUGUUGUGAAGUGUCUUGAAGUAUCGUGAAGUGCUAAUGUAGAGCAGGCUGAAGACUCUGUUGAUGUUAGUGGAGGGUGGCACAUCGUGGCUAUUGGAACUGUUAAUUACACCUUGGUGGCUAAAGAAGCACAGUGGCCCUAUAUGAUAGCUGCCCUCAAAACAAAAACAGAAAGACAAUAGCUGAGAAGGAAAUAAAAAGGAUAGUAUAAGAAGAUAUAAGCUAUAAGAAGGAUAGACUUUUAUGUGCAAUAUAAAUUAAUGUCUUUCUUGAUCGGUUGUUUAAUUCUGGACUAGGAUGUCAUAGCUGAUUUAGUCUGAUCUUUUCUCUUGGGCUGGCGAUGGAGGAGAAUCGAUUGCGCCUGUGUGAUCAAUUUUCUGCUUGUGGACCAAUUUGCAUAAUCUGCUUUUCCUUGAGGGCAGAAGUUGUUUAGACUAAAUAAUUCAGAUACAUUUGACUUGAGCUUUCAGAAGCCAACAUAUAUUAUCAGAAUAAUCUUUUAUGCGGCAAAUCAACCACAGCGACUGGAUGAAAAAGGGAAAGAAAGACUACUAGCGGCACACUGUAACCAACAUAUUUCCUCAGUAUUACUGAAAAUUUCGAAUCAGAAAAUAAUUUUGCUAAUAAAGUCAAGAGUAACAUCAUAUUUGGGUGGUUUGCACAAUGCUGCCAUCUAUAGGAAGGAUAUGCAGUAGGCUCAAGAAGCAAAUAUCUCACCACCUCAUCAGGAUUUAGGAGAUGCUCUUCCGUUGUAACUAUAGCAACAGUCUUUCCCACACAUUAUUCAUUACCAAUGCAAAUUACUGGUAAGGUUGCUGGCAAAAAGUUGUAAAUCAAAAGUACAACUAAUUUAUGUGUGACUACCCACACCAGCAGUUAAGCGUCUAGGACUUUGUCUCUGUGUUCAGUGAUAUUUGCAGCCAUAUAUAGAGUAUAUAUAAGUACAGAUAUACAUUUAUUCAAAUGUAUGUUGAAUAUAUGUAUAUAUUUUAAUCUGUGUCUUACAAAUUAUUUAUGAACAAUAACUUGAUUGCAAAAAUUGAGUAUACUUUUCCCUGUGUUUCUUGUGCAAUCUCCUUUGGUAGAGGAACUCUUAAAAAUUCUCUGUCAGAGAAUUCAGAGAAAACUCAUGAAUUAUUAAUGAGAGGAGUUUCGUCUAAUGGCUGCGGUCUCUCCUGCCAUUACUGUUCAUUUAGCUCUUAUUUUAUACAGCAUGUGUCAAAGGCCUGUACUCUGCACGGGGCGACAAAACACGUACCCUGUAUCCUCUGAUAUGAAAAAAAAGCACUUUUGCCACUGGUGGACUAAUACUUUCCUGUCAAUUUGCACUUAUCGCAAAUAUUCUCAAAAGGGAGCACAUGCUUGUUUAUUGCCAAUGUCAGCAAUGCGCUUUAUCUGAAUAUUAGCCGACAGAGCAGUCGUGAUUUAAUGUCAGUGGAUAUGAAGGGCGGUUUAUAAAUGAGCAAUGACUCAGCUGGGGUGUCUUUACUCUCUGUCCUGGCUUUACAUUUAAGAGCAGGGACACCACACACUUCACUACACACCCUUGCUAAAUAAAGGCUUUGUAAAUCCCAAUUGAUGGAUGAGAGGAAAUGAUCUGCCCAUUUGACUGAGCUGAAAGCAUCUUCAAGAUCUUUAUGAAGUUCUGGUUUAAUAUGUUAUAGCUUAUUGAUGUGACCCUUUCUUCACUUGACCUUUUUUCUAAGACUAAUAUGAGAUCCUCCUUUAUAUUUUCGCUUGAUAAAAAUCAGUUUGAAAUAUGAUUUGUGAGCUGUGAUAUAAUUCUGUGUUAAAAAUGAAUAAAGAAUGUAUUUCCGUAAA